UGGCACUGACAUUCCCCGGGUCUCACAUGAGGAGCUCAGCACUGGGGACACGGAUAAAUUGAAACACCUUCUCCUGAUAUUGACAAAAGUCCUUAUUGACAACAAGCACAGUCACCGAUAAACUGAAGAUUUGCUCGAACACGAAACAAAUAUCCGAAAAUGGCACUCCCCCAAAUUCUAAGUCGUAAAGAAAAAUUACCUGAUUGGAUAGAGGAUUGCUAUGAGGUGUGCGGAUACAAGCUGAGGAUCAUUCGGAUGAUUGGUUCUAACCUUGAGUAUUCUUCUACUAUCUGGGAAGCUGGUCUCGUGCUUUGCCAGUACUUUGAAAAGGAGAAGAUGGAUUUCACCGGGAAGAAGGUGAUUGAGCUGGGCUCUGGCACUGGAAUCGUAGGCAUUUUAGCAGCUCUUUUGGGUGGGAAUAUCACUCUGACUGACCAAUCCUAUGUUUUGCCACAAAUACAAAACAACAUGAAUAAUAACAUCCCCGCUUCUAUAAUGCACCGAUCAAAGGUGUCCGUUCUCUGCUGGGGUGAAAACCACAAAGAUUUUCCCUCGGAUUAUGAUUAUAUUAUUGGCUCGGAUAUUGUGUACAGCCUCAGUUCCUACAACGCUCUGAUUGAGACCCUGAAGUCCCUCAGUAACCCUAACACUGUUAUCUUUAUCUCUUCACAAAUGCGGCCAUUUCUCAAAGUGUCAGAAUUUCACAACUCCAUGUUACCUGUAGGUUUCAACUCCGAGAUUAUUUUCAGUGACAAUAAUGCAGCGGUCAAUGUGUACAAGUUAACCAAGAAAUGUCCAGCGACUGAAGCCCAGGAUAGAUAUUAGACUCUUGCAAUCAAUAAUCUUAUGAUGGUUUCAAUAAAUAAUUAUCACCAAGUUGCCUUUUUCCGCACUUUCUCUUUCCAGCCUGGAAACUGGUAAAA
Callorhinchus milii (elephant shark) is the source of this 923-nucleotide messenger RNA. RefSeq names its product EEF1A lysine methyltransferase 3-like. The record is from RefSeq and is a predicted model, not a curated record. Gene Ontology annotation, molecular function: protein-lysine N-methyltransferase activity. Gene Ontology annotation, biological process: peptidyl-lysine methylation. Gene Ontology annotation, cellular component: cytosol; cytoplasm. Bases 160 to 825 code for a protein of 221 amino acids. The transcript has 4 exons. Lineage: Eukaryota; Metazoa; Chordata; Chondrichthyes; Chimaeriformes; Callorhinchidae.